GUCCUCCUCCUCUGUUUCUUAAAGUUUCUUCAGUGAAUUGGUUUUCUGGAUUUUGCUUGUGUUCUUUCAUGAAUCGGUUGAUUACGAAGCAACGGUUUGUUGAACUAAUUCUGAGUUAUUAACUAGAACGGACCAUCAUUUAAUCAUAUAUUAAAGUAGCCGCACAAUUCAAAAUAUAUCAAUCGGUUUCUGUUUUUCCGGUGAAAAUCUGUUGAAUCUCUUUAAUAGAGUGAUAAAUUGGAAGUAUUAACAGAGUCUCAGUUGAUUUACAUGGAUGAUGAAGUUAUUAUUAGGGGUUUGUUUUAUGUUGUUCUAGAGUUCUGUUCAAUUCAAUCUAUUGAAUCCUUACAAUGGUUUCCGGAGAGUGCUUUAUGAGCUUAUUUGGGUUACUAUCAAUUAACCAGGUGAGUGCUUGUUUCUAUACGAAAUGAGGAAGAGGCCAGGGAAAUCUUCAUUGGUAUCUGAACCAUCGAGUAGUAAAGAGGAUGAUGGAUUUAAAGUUGUUGGUGAGGAAGUUAAAACUGAGAAUUUUCAGAUGAAGAACAUGAAGAGAUCAGGGUUUGUGUGGAUGAUAUUGUUUGGAUUGAUCAUAUACAGCUCUUGGGCUAUAUAUGACUAUCAGUUUGGGAAUUUGCCAGCACCACUUAGUGCCAAGCAGGCAGGGAAAAGGGGAUUUUCUGAGCUCGAGGCCAUGAAGCAUGUAAGAGAAUUGACUAAAUUAGGCCCACAUCCUGUUGGAUCAGAUGCUCUAGAUCAGGCAUUGCAGUAUGUUUUGGCUGCAGCACAAGAAAUUAAGAAAACAGCUCAUUGGGAGGUUGAUGUCCAAGUUGAUUUUUUCCAAGCAAAAACUGGUGCAAAUCGUCUGGUCAGUGGCCUGUUUAGGGGGAAAACACUUGUUUAUUCAGAUAUUAGUCACAUCAUUUUAAGAAUCUUGCCAAAAUAUGUAUCUGAAGCAGGAGAAAAUGCUAUAUUGGUCUCAUCUCACAUUGAUUCCGUUUUUUCGACGGAAGGUGCCGGUGAUUGCAGUUCAUGUGUUGCUGUUAUGUUGGAACUUGCUCGAGGCAUCUCUCAAUGGGCGCAUGGUUUCAAGAAUGGCAUUAUAUUUCUCUUCAAUACUGGGGAGGAAGAGGGGUUAAAUGGUGCUCAUAGCUUUAUAACCCAGCAUCCUUGGAGUUCUACUAUUUGUUUGGCUAUUGAUUUGGAGGCCAUGGGUAUUGGAGGAAAGUCUGGAAUUUUUCAGGCUGGUCCCCAUCCAUGGGCUAUCGAGAACUUUGCCUCAGUUGCAAAAUAUCCAUCUGGCCAAAUAAUUGCGCAGGAUCUUUUUUCUUCUGGAGCCAUAAAAUCUGCGACAGAUUUCCAAAUAUACAAAGAGGUUGCUGGUCUUUCAGGGCUGGAUUUUGCAUACACAGAUAACACUGCAGUAUAUCACACAAAGAAUGACAAAUUAGAGCUAUUGAAACCGGGAUCUCUUCAGCAUCUUGGAGAGAAUAUGCUCGCUUUUCUGCUUAAAAUUGCUUCAUCUUCUGAUCUGCCAGAAGGCAAGGCUGUUGAAAAAGAGGAGAAAUCUAGACACAGCAAUGCAAUAUUUUUUGACAUUUUGGGGACAUAUAUGAUUGUAUACAAUCAAAAUUUUGCAAAUAUGCUUCACAGUUCGGUGAUCAUGCAAUCGCUUCUUAUAUGGACUACAUCAUUGUUUAUGGGUGGUAUUCCGGCUGCUGUGUCCCUGGCAUUGUCAUGUCUGAGUAUUAUAUUCGUAUGGAUAUUCUCAAUAGGUUUUUCUGUCGUUAUUGCCUUCAUUCUGCCUCUGAUAUCUUCAUCACCUGUUCCCUAUGUUGGAAGCCCGUGGUUGGUAAUUGGAUUAUUUGUUGCACCUGCUGUUCUUGGAGCUUUGACGGGUCAACAUUUCGGUUAUAUUAUUCUUAAAUCAUAUUUAUCAAAUGUGUAUUCUAAGAAAAAGCAGCUCUCACCAGUUAUUCAAGCUGACUUGGUCAAGUUAGAGGCUGAAAGAUGGCUCUUUAAAGCUGGUUUCAUUCAGUGGCUUGUUCUUCUGAUUUUGGGAACUUAUUACAACAUUGGAUCCUCAUAUAUGGCUCUGGUCUGGCUAGUUCCACCUGCAUUUGCAUAUGGAUUGUUUGAAGCUACUUUAACGCCAACACGGUUCCCAAAACCACUCAAACUUGCAACUUUACUCUUAGGCUUGGCCAUGCCAAUUUUAAUUUCAGCUGGCAUAUUCAUCCAGCUGGCCAGCACAACUAUCGGGUCUGCAGUUCGAUUGGAUAGGAAUCCAGGUAGCACUCCUGAAUGGUUGGGGAAUGUAAUUCUCGCAAUUCUUAUUGCUGCAAUUGCGUGCUUGACUCUGGUGUAUCUCCUGUCAUAUUUUCAUCUUUCAGGUGCAAAAGUAUCUAUUAUAACUACAAUGUGCGUUUUACUUGGCCUCUCACUUGCUUUGGUAUCAUCUGGUGUUAUUCCACCAUUCACCGAGCACACUGCCAGAGCUGUUAAUGUUGUGCAUGUCGUCGAUGUGACAGGAAAAUUUGAUGGAAAUCAAGUUCCUAGUUCAUUUGUAUCUCUAUUUUCAACUACUCCUGGAAAGUUGACAAAAGAGGCCGAACAGAUUAAAGAAGGCUUCACAUGUGGCAGAGAGAGAGUUAUUGAUUUUGUUACCUUUUCAGUCAAAUAUGGUUGCAUAACUUAUGAUGAUGCUGAAACUGGGUGGAGUAAGGCUGAUAUUCCCACAGUGCAUGUUGUUAGUGAUACCAUGGUAGAUGGACGAGUCACACAAGUUUCAAUUGAUACUAGGAGUUCUACGCGCUGGUCUCUUGCAAUCAAUACUGAGGAAAUAAGAGAUUUCACAUUCCAAGGGGAUGUGGAUGAGAUAGUUUCACUUGGUGGCAAGGGAAGUGUAGAUGGAUGGCACAUUAUUCAGUUCAGCGGAGGAAAAAAGUCGCCAACAAAUUUCAAUCUUACUCUUCUCUGGGUGAGAGAUCAGCAAUCUCAUAACAACGUAGGACAGAGAGAGGAGCAGCAUCGCCCCCUUUUAAAGCUAAGAACUGAUUUUGAUCGGUUAACACCAAAAACUGAAAGAGUCCUCAUGAAGCUUCCUUCUUGGUGUUCUCAGUUCGGCAAGUCCACAUCUCCUCAUACAUUAGCCUUUCUCACGAGUCUUCCUGUCGAUAUCUACGAUGGAAAACGCUAAGCUUCUUUCUCGCACCAUUUUCUCUGAGAAUAAAUAAUGGACUCAUAUGAAUGAUGACCGAUAUCAUAGUCACUAGUUCAUAUACACAACAAAGUAAAUUCUUUGUAUAGCAUUGAGCUAUUUAUUUAUUUAUUUAUUUGAUCAUGUAGCAUUGAGCUAUUUGAGCAGUUGAAAUAUCCUGCUGAUAUAUGUAAUAUUUAUAGAAAUAAUUAGUUUGGUAGAGACAUUUAUACUAGUUGAUUGAGUAAUUAUAUUAACAAAUGGAGGAGUGAUCAGCAUGA
Molecule: messenger RNA, 3477 nt
Organism: Carica papaya (papaya)
Lineage: Eukaryota; Viridiplantae; Streptophyta; Magnoliopsida; Brassicales; Caricaceae
Source: RefSeq, a predicted model, not a curated record